AAAAUGAAUUCAAAAUGGCUGCGAUGUGUUCAUCGACAACAAAACUCUCAAGUUAGGUUGAUAUGCUUUCCUUGGGCCGGCGGCGGUGCAGCAUUCUAUGGAAACUGGGGAAAGAAAUUUACUAGGGAAAUUGAGGGUUUGUGUCAAUUUUUCUUCUUUUUAGUGUUAAAUUAAUACUUAAUGAGAACUGGUUUCCGAAUGACAGCUGCAAUUAUUCCAGUCGUUACCCGGCACUAAGCGAAUUAACUCGAAGGACAGAUACGCCAAAGAUUAUCAUCUCGCCAAUCUUUUUAGCAUUAAUAAAAUAUUUCAAUUUUAUUGAAUACUAUAUGAGAGAAAUAUGAACAAAAGUGAUCCAAUUUUUUACGUACACCGUGCGCAUUCUGACAGCAUAAUGACAACAUUUUUUCAUUUUCGGUUUCCGCCCCUGUUUUAAAGAGGCACUUCAGCAGAAGUGUACUUCCAUCUGUGAUGCAUUCUACUAAAGAAAUUGACUUUGAAUGCUUAUAUAGAUAUAUCUUUAUGCACAGCCCUAAGUGGUAGAUGUCAGUGGCUAAAAAUAAUGACUUUCUGUCUUUAACAAUCUAAAGGGAGACCAAAACCUGUCAAUUUUUCCCCCUAGCGAGACACAGAGCAUCCUCGUCCCUUUGAUAUGGGAGUUACCCCCCCCCCCCGGCACGUGCCACUUGAUGGGCAUGUUUCAUCAUUUGGUCUAAAUAUUAGUGACAGUUUCAUGUUAUAGAUCUUAAUGUAAAACUUUAAAGGGGUUCCCACAGUGUAACUAGAGUGGGGUAAUGCAAAGACGGGUAGAAUGGGGUAUGGGAACAUUUAGUUGUUAAAUUUGCCAAAUUUGUGCCUCAUUGUUAAUAUUUUACUGUCCACUUCUAUUAAGUGACAACUCAAAAUCCUGCGAUUCAAAGGUUGGUUACAGGACAUGGUAGUCCAUUUCUGGUCACUCUCUCUUUGUUAUGCUUUAAUCGGAGGUUGCUGCUUAUGGGAGUUGUAACACAGAUUGGGACCAUCUCUUCCUGGAACACGUCUGACAUCUAUUUACUCAAAGAGAAUUGUUGCCUACAGUUUCUGAGUUAGAAUAUGAGCAGUCUCAUGUUCUUCCUUCUAAAAAUCCUCUUAUACUCUGAGUUACAUAAUCUAUAUUAGCAAAUAAAGAAAUGAGAAAAUAUUUUUGGUCACUUAGAGGGAAAAAAGGUAUUGCUUUGUGGUCACUCACAAGAAGUGUUAUUUUACAAGAGGUUCCUACUAUAAUAGUGAUUUAACUAGGGAAAUUUUGAAAUUUUGGAAAGGCUGUUGCUUACGAAAGGUGGUUGCACAUAAAAGUCCAACUUCAGUUAUAUAAUUUUUGGUCUUGUUGUCUUUGUCUUAUCUACAGUGUAUGGGGUUUGUUUACCUGGACGUGAGAGCAGGUUUUCAGAGCCAUUUAAAACAGACUGGGAGUCUCUUGUGAAAGACAUUUGCCAGGAUGUGCAAGGGAUUCUAAGAGAAAAGCCUUUUGCUCUCUGGGGGCACAGGUUAGUGGCAAGUAGCUAUGGUAAAUGAUCAAAGUAAUAAUUGCCAACCAAGCAAGCUGCCAAUAUCUCUUCUUUGCUGGAUAGAGAUAGCAUGACCAAGUGGUUAGUCUCCCCAGGGGGGGUACCCCCCUAUAAGGAUCAUGGAAUUGCAAAUUAUACCUUUUAUUACUUGGUGUGAGGCAUGUGUGGCCAAGUGGUUAUUACACCUUGAACUCCGGAUCUGGAGGUCCAGGUGUCAAGCGUCACCUCGCCAUUGUUUCCUUAGACAAGGAACUUUACUCUACUCUGUCUCUCUUCAGCCAGGUGUAUAAAUGGGUACCGGCAACAUACUGGUGGGGGUAACCCUGUGAUAGACUAGCAUCCCGUGCAGGGGAAGUAGCAAUCCUCCUAGGAAAUAUAUGCCUUAUGCUAAGGAAACCAGGAUAAACUCCAGCUGUUUAGGGCUUUGGCUUGCGUGCACCUUUACAAUUAGGGGGUAAAUUUGCUAGUGGUUAGGGGAGGACUUGGAAAUGUUACAAGUGCGGGCCUCUAACUGCUCUGACACUUUAGAUGGUACAUAAUAAAACAUUUUUCAUUGGUGUCAAUCCCUGAAAGCUACAUUCAGUGGACCAACAUCCUUAUUAUUUUAAUAUCACUUCUGAAAGGAACUCAUGUGGAAUGAUUUUCCAGUAUUUUUAUUGUUGUCCCCUAUAGUCUAGGUGGUGGAAUUUGCUUUGAGGUAGCGAGACAUCUAAAACUGCAGUAUAACUUGCAGCCAGCUCACAUGUUGAUAUCAUCGGCAUCAGCACCUCAGGUUGGUUGCAGACAAACAUUCAGUUCAACAUUAUUGACCUCAUUCUAGUACCACUGUAACACUCUAGAUACAACUCUGUAUGGCAUAUAGUGCUCUGUUGUUUGUAGCUUUCUGUCAUCUCCAAAGGAUUUGAAAUUUUGAUUGUGUUAUAUUAGGGUUGGUUGGGUUGGUUAGGUUUCUUCAUGCUAUAAUGGGAAAAAAAGUUUUUGGUUGGUUUAACUGAUCAAGUAAGUUGAAAUGGUUGAAAAUGAUUGGUAGCAUCUGCUGAUCUUUUAGGAAGCGUGCAUCGAUUUUUAAUUGUUACAUCAUUUAAUGGGAUUUUGCCUUAGUUAGAACUUUCUGCAUAUUUAGUCAAGUCAUUCCAAAAUGAGAUUAUUAUAUCUGAUGUCUGUAAAAUUAGGCUAUUUGCAUGGUUUUGAUUAACAGUGAUUUACGGAAACAGAGACAAGUAAAAAAGAGAGUAAAAAGUCGAAAUUACCAGUUGCAGGUUCUUUUAAAAUCAUAUGGGUAUGAUCAUAUACCUUGCUUUUGUAUUGUUCAAACCUGAAGGAUUGAAAGAAAAAAUUUGAGACAGUAUUCUACUUUGAAUAAUAUUUCUUACAGGUUCCAAGGACAGUUCUUGAUGUUUCAAGUUUGAGUGAUGACGACUUAAUUCAAAAAAUCCGCAACUGGGGAGGAACACCAAAAGUCUUGACCGAAAACAAAGACAUGAUGAAGAUAGCUGUUCGUGUUUUAAGAGCUGACCUGACACUCCUCAAGAACUACAGGUAGCAUAAACUUGAAAUACCAAAAAUACAUUAGCACACUGACAGGAUGUAGUCAUAAAGAGGGAGGGGCUGCCCAUUAUAAAUCAUUCCAAAAGCUACCGUAACGCUUUUUUUCUUUAUGUAUCGGUUUCUGAUAAAAUGAACGACUUAAUCCAUUCAUACUGUAUCUUCAAUUUAUCAGUUACCGAAAAACUUCCUUCGAACCUACUUGCCUUUUUAUCAGGUCAUAUUUUAAUCAAAUAGAACCACACAGUCUAUCCAAAUCUUUGUCUGUUUUUCGGACAUUAAGCUCGGUUUCUCUCAAAGAGUGAGAUGUAUAGCUACUUAAACGCUGAAAAAGAUGGAAAUUUAUACAAUGCAUGUUCUAAAAAAAAGGUUCGCGUGGGGAGUGAGAAGAGAUCAAGUGAGCAGUCCAUUUUACUUUUUGACUGCAUAUUUGGUCUAUUUAAUUGAAAAUAUCGUUCGGUAAAGUCGUCUCUGAGUGUUAGACUCAAGAAAAUUGGCUUUAUCAAUUGAAUUGAAAAAAGAAAACUGCCCUUGUACCGUCGGUUGAGUGGCUCAGGUAUCACGCAUUAUAGUGUAGAUAAUCAUGUUUUGGCUGCGGAGACGCCCCUUCUCUUUUUGUCCAAGAUGCCGUAAUUAGUCUACCGCGACCGCUUCCUGACGACUGGGAACUAAUCAGAUGUUUCGGUGAUGAACAAUAGUCAGGAAAGUCGGGUGUUUUAAUAUUUAGAAGUAGGCUAAUUCUCUGAGCAAACCGCGAAUGUUGUCAAUUGAUUUGAGUUAGCAGUUUAUUGAUUUGCAUUCUAAUCUAAUAUCCAACUGUAGGUUUGAAACAAAUAACAGCAUAGUCUUGAAUUGCCCCGUUACAUGCUUCGAUGGCUCCACAGAUCUUCACGAUCAAGAUGGUAGGUAAUGUUUCUAUUCCCCGCGCCGACAGCGCAUUUUUUCCACUGCUAGAUUCUUAACUUACGAGCUCAAACUAAGCCGGGUAACCUAAGAAUUUUGUAGCUGGCUGGCUGGAAGUUUCAGCUUCACUUGUGGCGCCUAUAUCGCCGUGGUGUCAAUAUCGCGGGGGAAAUAAGUAAGGCUAUAUGGUCACGAUAUGGCGGAAGUCUUCUUCCACGCCCAUCGCGGAGCGGUGUCCCCCCUUUACGCCAUAUGUUUUCUUGUCAUGUUUUUACUAGACUUUAAUUUAAAGUCUAGCCAAAGGAACUGCGACAUUAUUGACUGUAUUUUUUCAUUUUUACCCUCUUCAGACACUUUCUUGGAAUCUGUUUGAAGACACUUCCCUCUCACUCAUAGUUGGUCCCUGCGUUGUUCAGUCAUUUUCUUUGACUCUCUGUAAGGCGGACACCCCCCUUAAAUGGACACUUAGAUUUGCGUUCUGCAGUUUCUUAGGCGGACAUCUCUCUAUGAGAUGGGUAGUAAGUACCAGACUCAACGGUGUAAAGGUGAUGUUACACGAGACGAUUCGCAACGACGAUUUUUAGCGCAACACAGCGUUGCAAUGUUGGAACAAUGUUGUGACCAUUCAAAACAAUGUCGCAGCAAUGUUGCCGCGCUGCAUUUCGCCAAAAUCAUCGUUGCGAAUCGUCCCGUGUAACAUCAACUUAAGUCUUGGAGCGGAGAGUUGACUGUAGACAGAGAGUCGAAGAGAAAGCCAUAGUAACAUCGAUCUGAAGGAUGAGGUCGAACACUUUAAGUUUAAUAGCCACAUCUCUAUUUUUUUCGUGAAUUACUUUCUAAUUAGAUUGUGUUUUUUUCUUUUCUUUUUUGUUCUUACAGGUUGGGCAGAACUUAUUCAUGGUCCUUUUAACAGACAUAUUCUUCCUGGUGGCCACUUUUAUUUCAUGGAAGGAGACAACGAAACUUCCCUCAUAAACCUUAUUUCUGCUGCAGUAGGAAUCAGUAGCUCUGCAAGCUAGAUCUUAUUUAAUUCAGCAAAUGAAUCCCGCCCAGAAUGUCUGGCUGGCUGUUUGAAAAAUCAAUUUGCAAGGGUCUUAUUAGACUACGCAGUCAAACCUCCAAUAACGGCCACUCUCUACAAUGGCCACUUUCUUCUGUCCCCAAGGUAGCCCUUGUGAAGAGGUUCAUCUGCAUACUGUGGAUAGGACUCGGCAAUGAGCAUUGCAGGAAGG
This is a messenger RNA of Porites lobata, 5227 nucleotides long. NCBI's taxonomy places the organism in Eukaryota, Metazoa, Cnidaria, Anthozoa, Scleractinia, Poritidae. The record is from the annotation of a GenBank genome assembly.